Schistosoma rodhaini is the source of this 963-nucleotide messenger RNA. NCBI's taxonomy places the organism in Eukaryota, Metazoa, Platyhelminthes, Trematoda, Strigeidida, Schistosomatidae. The record is from the annotation of a GenBank genome assembly.
UUUGAAUUGGUUUGUUCCGCUUAUUGUUUGCCUGAGAUUAAGCUUCGUUACGAAGAAAAAUUAUUCAGUAGUUUAACGUUAUAAAUAAUGGAGACAGAAUAUUACUCUUUUUUGUGUUAUGAUGGUGUCGAACGAACUUUUAAGUGUCAGUCCACUCAAACACUUGAAGAAGAUAUGGUUAUGCACUUUGAAGUUGACUCAGAUAUAGUUGCUGUUACUAGUGAAGGAACUGAGGAUAUUGAUAUUAUGGGUGACGAAUACACAGAAAGCCGAGAAGAAGAUGGAAGCCUCGAUUUCGAUAACAUGAGAAAAUCUGUAUCGUUUCGCAAAACUCCUGUCGAACUCAUUGUUCCGGCUAAAUAUGUAGACGAUGAAUAUGGAGUGGAAAGUGCACCAGAGUCGUCCUCUGAUAAGGAAGAAUAUCCUACUCGAGAAGAAUAUACAAAUCGUGAAUGGAUAAAUAAACCAAUAUCUAAUUGGAUUAAUGAUACUUAUGUUAAUAUUCCAAAUAUUUUAGAUCAAGUUGAUAGUUUUAAAAAUGUAAAAGAUGAACAAAAUGUAGACAAUAAUUUUAAUUUUCCUUAUAUAUUACAAAUCUAUAAACAUUUAACUGGUCGUAAUAUUUUUAUAAGAAUAAUCUUGAAGAUACUACAAAAGAAAACACUUAAGACAAUAAAACAUACCAUUUAAAGGAUCAAAAUGACGGGAUAGUCAAAGCUAGUUAAUUUUUUUUGAAGUUUGAUGACAUUUUAGAUUAUCACUUUAAAGAAAGAAGUCCAACGAUUAGUGAUAGUUGCUUUAUAGUAUGCUUUCGUAUAUAUCCAGUAUUCUCCUGAAUGAGUUGAUCAAUAGAUCAGAUAUCAAUUCCUUCUGGAGUAGAUUUCAAGGUAAGAUUAUUUGAUAGACCAAACUUAAAUACACAGACAUAAAGUUUGUUCUUCGCUUUUGACCUCACCUGUUGAA